UUGUUGCACAUGGCGAUGUGAUAAUGUGGUGUGUGCUCUCUGGCCGUGAAGGAGUUAACACUUGUCACUGGAGACAGAGAUAGCUAGGAGCCGAGCAGAGGGACCAGGAGGACGGGAAGGACCAGUGAAUUACCAACGAGUCGCUCCCUGACUCCCAAAACAUGUCUGUCCCUCUACACAUGCACCUGUGAGCCCUCCACUCAACACAUUCACCUCUGACAUGGCCAGGGAUUUAAGAGUUCCUAUGGACCAGGACAUACAGGUUAAAAUUUCCCCCAGAGAAAUUAAGAAGUUGCCCAAACGGGCUCGAGAGGACUCAUCAAUGACCGGUGAUCGAUCUCAUUUCCCGGCCGACCCAAAAAAGCCACGACAGAGAUAUAUGGAAAAGGACGGCAAAUGCAAUGUGCACCACGGAAAUGUCAAGGAAACCUACCGCUACAUUACUGAUCUGUUCACGACCCUUGUGGACCUCAAAUGGCACAUCAGCCUGUUCAUCUUCACACUUGUGUACACAGUCACAUGGCUGUUUUUUGGCUUUAUCUGGUGGUUCAUUGCUUAUCUCCGUGGGGACUUGGAGCAUAUAGGAGACAAAAGUUGGGUUCCUUGCGUAGAGAAUCUUAAUGGCUUUGUCUCUGCUUUCCUCUUUUCUAUUGAGACGGAGACGACGAUUGGCUAUGGUUACCGCGUGAUUACAGAGAAGUGUCCUGAAGGAAUUGUCUUGCUGCUGGUUCAGGCCAUCUUGGGCUCCAUUGUUAACGCACUCAUGGUGGGCUGCAUGUUUGUAAAGAUAAGUCAGCCUAAAAAACGUGCAGAAACCCUAAUGUUUUCCAAUAACGCAGUGAUUUCUUUACGAGAUGAGAAGCUAUGCUUGAUGUUCCGCGUAGGCGACCUGCGCAGUUCCCACAUUGUGGAGGCCUCCAUCCGCGCCAAGCUCAUUAAGUCUAAACAGACCAAGGAAGGAGAGUUCAUACCUCUUAAUCAGACUGAUAUCAAUGUGGGCUUUGACACAGGUGACGACCGUCUCUUUCUGGUCUCCCCUCUGAUUAUUUCACAUGAAAUAAAUGAGAAAAGUCCCUUCUGGGAAAUGUCGCGCAUGCAGCACGAGGGAGAGGACUUUGAGAUUGUUGUAAUCCUCGAAGGAAUGGUAGAAGCUACAGGGAUGACUUGUCAAGCGCGCUGCUCCUACGUUGCUUCUGAAGUGUUAUGGGGUCAUCGCUUCAUGCCUGUCCUAACUUUGGAGAAAGGAUUCUAUGAAGUGGAUUACACAAGUUUUCAUGACACCUAUGAGACCCCCACUCCAAGCUGCAGUGCUAAAGAACUGGACGGACUGCAGAGGGGGGAACGGAUAGUCCGUCUCUUCAGUCCACACAGGGAUAAGGGAGCUCAGAAUGGGGCAUUGGGAUCAGAAGAACGAAAGCCUGGGACACAGCCAGACUGAAACCGUGCAAGCCUGGAGGUAUAUCUACUUCUUCUGCUUCUUCACAGCGAGCAGAGCCAGCGAUACUCCAUGUUUUGCUUUAUUUACUGUAACAUAGGAUGUGAUGGGUUGAAUGGGUAUCUUGGUAAAAUAGCUCUUGUCUCCCCCUCCACCCCCCCACCUGGACAGCUGAAUUAGGAGAUAAGCUAAAUCAAUAAACGUUAUUAACCGGAACCUUUAUCCCAUGGUGGUCCUCCCCUGCCAGCUCUAAUCCAUGAAGCAUUAUAUGAAGACUGCCCUCUCCUGGGGAUGAGUGGUAUUUGGUGGUGGAGGGGUUAGAUGCUCUGUCUGUAGCUAUAUGUACACAGUGAUAAUAUAGUGUCAGCACUAAAUAAAGUAAAUGUAUUCUCAGUUUUUACAACGUCCACUUUGUUCUGAUGAGAUACGGCUUCCCCAAAGAUGCUCCACCAUUUAAACCUUGAUAAAACCAUGGUGGUGCUGUUUUCCAUUGGCUAUGUGCAAAGUAUGUGUCCUAGUUCCCCCCCCUCCCCCCAGUGUAAGGAGUCAUAAGUUUUUUGAAUAGCUUGACCUCCUUCUAACCCGGGUCUGUCGAGAGCCGCUGCCCAUCUCCUCUCCUAAAUACCGGAGAGUCUGGGUCUCUAUACAGGAACGUCCUUUAGCUCCCCGAGGUUGCAAUGGGCUUAGCUCAUUGGCUGAGAGUGUCAGGACCACCAUGAUAAGUCACCUACCAUGAAUGGAUUCACUUACCAGUCACAUCAUGUGGGGGGAAUUAAACACGUGUACGCGUGGGGCACAAACACCACUCUUGCACACACAGAGGCACCCACGUAACUAUAUCUACAUCCAGGUACACGUGUCUACACAUUACAUUCACUUUUACACUUCUCUUGUGACAGGACAACUGCAAACCUAGGACAAAGACCCAACUUUACACGUGUUAUAAUGCACACAUGCACACUAAUUUUACAUGUAUGUAUAUACAGGAAACAUG
Molecule: messenger RNA, 2429 nt
Organism: Pelobates fuscus (common spadefoot toad)
Lineage: Eukaryota; Metazoa; Chordata; Amphibia; Anura; Pelobatidae
Gene: KCNJ5
Product: potassium inwardly rectifying channel subfamily J member 5
Exons: 3
Coding region: 221-1438 (405 amino acids)
Biological process (GO): regulation of monoatomic ion transmembrane transport; potassium ion import across plasma membrane
Cellular component (GO): plasma membrane
Molecular function (GO): inward rectifier potassium channel activity
Source: RefSeq, a predicted model, not a curated record